Molecule: messenger RNA, 3342 nt
Organism: Pimephales promelas (fathead minnow)
Lineage: Eukaryota; Metazoa; Chordata; Actinopteri; Cypriniformes; Leuciscidae
Gene: gpc4
Product: glypican 4
Biological process (GO): cell migration; regulation of protein localization to membrane; regulation of signal transduction
Cellular component (GO): cell surface; extracellular region; plasma membrane
Molecular function (GO): protein binding
Source: RefSeq, a predicted model, not a curated record
AGCUUCGUGCUCGCGCAGUCCUCCUGAUUCUGCUGAGAUCUCGCCGCGCGCACUAGCAACUCCUCGAUUCCCACUCUGCUUCCAGACUGCACACCAGCGCGAGAGGGGGAAAACUUUCCUAAAACUUUUUAUCUCAAUUUUCUUGCUUCUUCUUCGACAGAGCAAACUGACUUGCAAAUCGUUUUCAAUAGAAGAAACUGGUAAAGAAGUACCUUACCUCUACUGCAUUGAACAUGUGUGCGCGUGCAUAGCGCUGGACAUUGAACAGAUAUUCUUUUGUUUUUCUUAAAAAACAAACACCAAAAAAAGUCGCAACGAAGAGCGCAAACUCCUGACUACUUUUCGUUUUGUUGUUACUUUUAUUCGUUACACACUGCGGGAUUGUUUCGCUCGUUGUACUUUUUAGACGCCAGGUUUUUAUUGCUCAAGAAAAUCAGUUCGCGAGAUCCGAGCGGCUGAAAGAAGUUCAACAGGGACGCCGCAUCCCCAUGAGGAAAUCAGAAGCGCGAAUCAAAAAGUUUUCGUGACUGAACUUUUUCUUUUGUUUUUUUUAUUACUUUUUGGUGUUGCGGCUACAUAGCUCAAGCAGUCAGCGAUGAAGAUGUUAGUUGUUUUUACUGUAUGUAUGUCGGUUGUGGUUUUGGCGUCGGCUCAGGCUGAGCAAAAGUUAAAGAACUGCAAUGAAGUCAGAACUGCCUACAGUUCGAAAGGUUUCAACGUCAACGAUGUUCCCAACAAAGGAGUGCAUGGGGACCAUCUGAAGGUUUGUCCUCAAGGUUUCUCCUGCUGUACUCUGGAGAUGGAGGAGAAGUUAAGUCAGCAGAGCCGCACGGACCUGAAAGCCCCCGUUCAUCAACUCAGCUCCAAUCUACAAAACACCUUCACCCAGAGACACAAUCACUUUGACCAGUUCUUCAGAGAGCUGUUGAGCAAUGCAGAGAAAUCUCUCAACGACAUGUUUGUGCGGACCUACGGCUUGAUGUACGUGAAGAACGCAGAGCUCUUCGAGCAAUUCUUCCGUGAUCUACAGCGCUACUACAGCCACGGGAGCAGCGCUGUCAACCUGGACGACAUGCUUGCGGACUUCUGGACGGAGCUUCUGGAGCGCAUGUUCCGACUGGUCAAUGUCCAGUAUGAGUUCAGUGACGCGUACAUGGAGUGCGUCAGCAGACACAUGGAGCAGCUCAAACCCUUCGGUGAUGUUCCACGCAAGCUCCGCCUGCAGUUGACUCGUUCCUUCAUCGCUGUCCGCACGUUCACCCGCGGCCUGGCACUCAUGCCCGAUGUGGUGGGCAAAGUCUCCACGGUAAACGCCUCUCCGAACUGCGUGCGUGCAGCUAUGAAGAUGUUAUACUGCCCGUACUGUACCGGCCAGGUGGCACUGAAGCCCUGCAAGAACUACUGUCUCAACGUCAUGCGAGGCUGCCUGGCCAAUCAGGCUGAUCUGGACACAGAGUGGAAUAACUUCCUGGAUUCCAUGUUGGGUCUCGCUGAGAGGCUAGAGGGACCUUUUAACUUUGAGUCUGUCAUGGACCCCAUAGACGUCAAGAUUUCCGACGCCAUCAUGAACAUGCAGGAGAACAGCAUACAGGUCUCACAGAAGGUGUUUCAGGGUUGUGGGCAGCCCAAACUCAGCAGUUUCCGCACUCGUCGCUCUUCUAAAGACUCAGGCUUCCCUGGCCGUUUCCGACCCUACAGCCCUGAGGCCAGACCCACCACUGCCGCUGGCACCAGCCUGGACCGACUGUUGACCGAUGUCAAGAAGAAACUGAAGCACGCCAAGAAGUUCUGGUCCACCCUGCCGGACACGGUGUGUGUUGGUGACCGGAUUUCCACCGGUGAUGAAUGCUGGAAUGGGACAGCCAAAAGCAGGUACGAAUCCAUCGUCAUGGGUAACGGCUUAGCCAAUCAGGUGUCUAAUCCUGAUGUGGAAGUUGACAUCACCAAACCAGACAUGGUGAUUCGGCGGCAAAUAGCAGUGCUGAAGGAAAUGACCAGCUGGCUUAAAGCUGCUUACACGGGCACUGACAUCUCAUUUGUCAAUGAGGAUGCCGGCAGCGGAGAGGAAAGCGGAAGUGGCUGCGACUCGCCCUCUUGUGACGGUGACAACGACAUCUACUUCUCCACCCCAGUGCCCGUUAAACCUGGCAUCAAGCUUAAUGCUGGAACCCAGCCCUCUAGCGGUACACGGUUGGCACCCUGCAGUCUGGCACUGGCAGUGGCAGCGCUCCUGCUCGCCCUACUCACCCUUCACACGAGAUAAGACCAGCUGAGCAGAGGAUGUGUGUUUGUACGAAUUUGAACAAGAGAGCAGAAAACUGCCAUAGGACUUUAAAGACACUGCUUUCAGGAUCUCCGUCUGCCUGCCAUCGGGGGAAGACGCUCAAGUUAUUAAUAUUCAAAUAACUUCCCUUCAGUGUAUUUUUUUUGUGUGUGUGUGUGUGUGUUCAUAAGAACGGACUUCAUAGGUUUCCACUCAGCAUUUCACGUCAGCUGGGUUUUAUUCCUCCAUGUCUGUAAAGUCCAGAAUCGUCAACCCGGUUAUGGUUUAAAUAAGUGCCGUGUUUGUUUUGAAAGUAGAUCAGACUGAGUGUGUGUUUGGGUUGGAUGGUGUGUACGAUUGGCUGUAUACAUCAUCCAAGUGCUUUCUCUAAAGCUAAACAAUUAAUCAACCCUUAUAACACACGUGUGAUUUAAGCAAGUCUGUAUGAAGUGCUCAUUAGACUGACUUUUAAAUCAUUUUUGAGCGUGUCUUGAUGUGCAUGGUGGCUUCGGUUAGAUGCAGAUCAUGUAUGUUCCCUGAAUGUUAUUGAGGUCGAUAAAUAAUGAAUGAUGCCUUAAAUAGUUUAUAAACAAGCCCUUUAUUAGGGCUUAUUUAUAAUAUAUAAAAUGCUGCCUUAUGAAAUCAACAGUACAGUAUCCCAGACAAAGCAGUUAUUCUGAAACAACUUUCAUAGCCCCCAUCUCAUCAUCCCAAAUACUUCGGUAAUAACUUAAUAUGAUGAAGGAGCUUUGGUUAGGUAAGGUCUGUGUGGAAGUUGAUUCAUUGAUGAAAAGGCUUUGAUGGUUCCAUCAACGAUGAUGAUCAUAUGUGUUUCCUGCAUGAUACAGACUUUGUGGCCUGAGUAAAAUAGUUUUUUACUCGAUGUUUAGUUCUGAACUUACAGCAGGACCAGCUGGAGAUGCAUGUAUGCUGAAGAUGGCUUAAGACUGAGCUAUGGAUGAAUUUUACACAGGAUUUCAGUGUAUUGUUAGGUAUAAAACUAUAAUAUAGGUACUGCGGAUUUCACUGGACAGACAGCCGGUGCUGAUUUGAGAGGUCGGGUGGCCCUCUCUUUUUCU